Neofelis nebulosa (Clouded leopard) is the source of this 2021-nucleotide messenger RNA. RefSeq names its product G protein subunit beta 3 (gene GNB3). The transcript is spliced from 10 exons. NCBI's taxonomy places the organism in Eukaryota, Metazoa, Chordata, Mammalia, Carnivora, Felidae. The record is from RefSeq and is a predicted model, not a curated record. Gene Ontology annotation, molecular function: signaling receptor complex adaptor activity; protein binding. Bases 487 to 1509 code for a protein of 340 amino acids. Gene Ontology annotation, biological process: G protein-coupled receptor signaling pathway. Gene Ontology annotation, cellular component: cytoplasm; heterotrimeric G-protein complex.
CCUCCCAAACCCCAAACUUUAAUCCUCACAGCUUUGCUCUAAUCCCAUGGGGCCUGAUGCUCUUAUCUCUGCCUACAGGGAGACUGGCCCAGGAAGCACCCCUCAGCCCCUCUUCCCUCCAGGGCUUGUGAGGGACUGCUCCUCUCUAUAGCCCCACAUCCCUGUUCCCACCUACCCACCACCCCAGGCUGGGCCCAAGUCUCUCUGGAAGCCGCACACCUCCCUUCCUGCCCUCUCCCCACACCGUUGCCAGCUGAUUUCAUUUGCCUGACGUCGUCGUUGUCGUUGCCCUACCCUUCUCUGUCAGUGCUCCCCCUGACCCCCCCCCCCCCAGAGUUGGGGCCAGGCCAGGCCAGCUCCUCUGGCAGCAGAGCCGGGGCAGGUGACGGGUUGGCGUCGCAGCUGAGGGAGUGAGGAAGCGCCUGGAAACCUGGGAGAGGUCCAGUCAGAGUCCAAGAGCCGGAGCUACCCCUCAACCUAUCAGCCAUGGGGGAAAUGGAGCAGCUGAGGCAGGAAGCGGAGCAGCUCAAGAAGCAGAUUGCCGAUGCCCGGAAAGCCUGUGCUGACAUUACUCUGGCAGAGCUGGUGUCUGGCCUAGAGGUCGUGGGGAGAGUCCAGAUGCGGACAAGGCGGACAUUAAGGGGACACCUGGCCAAGAUCUAUGCCAUGCACUGGGCUACCGACUCCAAGCUGCUCGUAAGUGCCUCGCAAGACGGGAAGCUGAUCGUGUGGGACACCUAUACCACCAAUAAGGUGCAUGCCAUCCCCCUGCGCUCCUCCUGGGUUAUGACCUGUGCCUAUGCUCCGUCAGGGAACUUUGUGGCAUGUGGGGGGCUGGACAACAUGUGCUCCAUCUACAGCCUCAAAUCCCGUGAGGGCAAUGUCAAGGUCAGCCGGGAGCUGUCUGCUCACACAGGUUAUCUGUCUUGCUGCCGCUUCCUGGACGACAACAACAUUGUGACCAGCUCCGGGGACACCACUUGUGCUCUGUGGGACAUCGAGACUGGGCAGCAGAAGACUGUGUUUGUGGGACACACAGGGGACUGCAUGAGUCUGGCCGUCUCUCCUGACUUCAAACUCUUCAUUUCGGGGGCCUGUGAUGCCAGCGCCAAGCUCUGGGACGUGCGGGAGGGAACCUGUCGGCAGACAUUCACUGGCCAUGAGUCGGACAUCAACGCCAUCUGCUUCUUCCCCAAUGGAGAGGCCAUCUGCACAGGCUCAGACGACGCCUCCUGCCGCCUGUUUGACCUGCGGGCAGAUCAGGAGCUGACUGCCUACUCCCACGAGAGCAUCAUCUGUGGCAUCACAUCUGUGGCCUUUUCCCUCAGCGGCCGCCUGCUCUUUGCAGGCUAUGAUGACUUCAACUGCAACAUCUGGGACUCCAUGAAGGGCGAGCGUGUGGGCGUCCUCUCUGGCCACGACAACAGGGUCAGCUGCCUGGGGGUCACAGCUGACGGGAUGGCUGUGGCCACCGGCUCCUGGGACAGCUUCCUCAAAGUCUGGAACUAAGGAGGCUGGAGGAGGGGAGGUAAAAGGCCACGAAGACACUCAGCUGCCCCUCCCCUGCCCAAUUUUUUUCUAAGGUUUCUUUAAGUUUUCUCUUCUAUACCCUAGCUGCCAUUCCCACCCAGCUUUGUCCCUUGAGGGCGGUGGAGAAAAAUGGGGAGUCUGCCUUUGGGAGGCAUUAUCAGGGACACGGGGGCAAAGAACUGCCCCAUCUCCUCCCAUGGUCUCCCCUCUCCAUGGUCCUGCAGCUUCUCCCUUAAUAAGCAAGGACAACUGACCCCUCCCCAGCCCUUGGCAAGCCUAACAGGCUUCCAGUCUGAGGCCCCAGGCCCUAGAAUUCCUCCCCCCAGAGCCACUACCUUUAUCCAGAUCUGGGUGGCAGAGAGCACUCAGCCCUGUGACUAUGGCUCUGGCGCCACUAAGAUCCUGUCCCUUGUCUCCUUCAUGAUCUCUCCCUUUUCUACCUUCUUUAUUUCUCUCAUAAAGCACCUGCAAUAAAGUGUACAGGCCUGGGA